Messenger RNA from Cavenderia fasciculata, 1017 nucleotides. RefSeq names its product WD40 repeat-containing protein (gene plrg1). The coding region runs from base 1 to 1017 and encodes 338 amino acids. Gene Ontology annotation, molecular function: protein binding. NCBI's taxonomy places the organism in Eukaryota, Evosea, Eumycetozoa, Acytosteliales, Cavenderiaceae. Gene Ontology annotation, biological process: mRNA splicing, via spliceosome. The transcript has 5 exons. The record is from RefSeq and is a predicted model, not a curated record. Gene Ontology annotation, cellular component: precatalytic spliceosome; catalytic step 2 spliceosome; Prp19 complex.
AUGGGAUGGAGGUUUGUUCAAAUGAGAUCUCCUCGUAUUUACAAUACCAAACAAACAAUGGUAGUUGGUCAGAGUGGAGGAACUAACAGUCAAGGAUGGGAUGAAUCUAUUGAUAGAAUGGUGAAUCAGUUUUGUUUGCAAUCUAUCAGAACGACGAGAUCUGACUUUUACCCUGGCAACCCUAUACAAUAUACUCUUGCACUAGACGACGCUGAAUCGAAACGUUUGAAAUUACAUUCAAAGAUAUACGAUGAAUACAGAGAUUUACCAAUAUCAACUCAAGAUUCAAUGUUGUUGGAUGAUACAAGUAAUAAUCUAUCUUCAACUUCAACUUCGACAACUUCAGCAACUACAUCAACUAGUUCAAAUAAUAUACAUGAUGAAAAGAGAAGAAAACUUGAACCUGAUAAUAGUUUAGUAUUAUCAAAUAAACAGAAUAAUAAUAAUAAUAAUAGUAGAUCAUUAAUGAAUAUAGAAGGACAAGGACAAGGACAACAACAAGGAUUACAAUUUGUUAAACCAGAAUGGCAUGCACCAUGGAAAUUGAUGAGAGUGGUGAGUGGACACACUGGAUGGGUGAGAUGUGUGGGAUUUGGCAAGCGGAGAACUCAAGUUGUCGCUGGUGGGCCAUAUUGGUGCCGUGAGGGGGUUGGAGAUAUCCAAUCGCCACCCAUACCUCUUUUCAGUGGCCGAAGACAACAAGAACGGUGUCUAUUCGGUCGCUUUGCAUCCGACUCUGGACAUUUUAUUCACUGGUGGACGAGACCGCACCAUCAACGUGUGGGACAUGCGUACCAAGGCCGCUAUCUUUCAACUGCGUGGUCAUGCCGGCCCGGUGAGAUCGCUGCUUUCACAGGCUCCCAACCCCCAGCUCAUCUCGGGCUCGCAAGACUCGACCGUCUGUCUCUGGGAUAUAGCCACAGGCACCAAAGUGUCGACGUUGACCAACCACAAAAAGGCAGUGCGUGCCAUGGUCAUGCACGACAAGGAGUUCUCAUUUGCCACUGGUGCAGCUGA